AUGGUGAAAACGAUCCAAGCGGCAUUGACGUCGUUACUGAUCAUCGGCGCGUUUUGCAGCUUGUGCGUUUUCGAGUACCCACUUGGACGACCCAGGCCGUAUUUCACUUGCCUAUACUUCCUGAUCUUAUGGAGCACCUACACAUACAUCCUCUACUUUAUCAACAUUCAGACACCGAUUAUUAUAUCUUGGACUAUUAUAAUAAUCAUAAUGUCUUCGUUUGGGUCAAUGAUAGUCAACCUGUUCCGUUUCAAGGCGAAUGGUGGCGAAGUAUUUCUCAGCAGAUUAUCGAAUCUCACUCUCGAUGCAGAGAUUAAGCAAAAUAGCGAUGCGUACGGCAAAUGGGAGUUUCAACGGACAUACGUUGUUAGUUUGCGGCAGACGAUGGCCACGUCCACUACCAUCCAACAGGGCGUAAAACCCCUCCUCGUCACAUGGUUUAUUAUAGGCUUGGGGUUCUAUCCUACGAAUCGAGUGAAGCCGUGUUUCAGCACUUUAUAUUCUUUGAUGCUGUGGUGUACUUACGGCUGCUUCUGUUACUUAAUAAUGGUGUUUUUUACAUGGAACAAGACAUUUCGAACAACAGUUUCGAUGGUCUUGCGUGCGAUUAAUAUGCUCAUUACGCUCACGUCCGUAAUCAUCGGCCUAUGUUAUGACAAGAAAUUAAGAACGUGCAUGAAGAAGCUCGCCGCUGUGGACGACACGUUGGAAGAGUUGGGCAUUCCGAAAAUGUACCAAGAGAUGCACAUGUGGUCGAAACGUGUGGUAGCCGGAUGGGUCGUGUACAUAUUCUUCACAAAUACUUACGAUUCCUUCUGGUGGUGGAGUGUAACGCAGUCUAAUUGGGCGUAUCUCAUACCUCAUGUGUUAAAUCAUUGUUUUCACGUCAACCUAUUCGUCGACUUUAUGUUCAUCUUCUUCAUGUGGUAUAUAGGCACCAGAUUCGACAAACUGAACGAAAAUGUACGAGGUCUGCUGGUGAGCGAGGAGCAUGGCUUGAGGUGUAGGUGGAAGAAACCAGUGAUUGCUGUUUACCGACAUACCUUGUAUGCCGAUAAUUACAAGCGAAUUUUGUGGACCUCAAUGCAUCUUCAGCUAGAAUUAUGUCGCAUAGCACGUGAACUGAACCUGAUAUUCGGAACGCAGAUGACUUUGGAGAUGUUGACCUAUUUCUUAUUUUUAACAGCACUGGCUUUUAAUUUUUGCAUAAUGCUGCUCAGUGGAAAAGGCAUGCCAAUAAGGGCUUGGCUCGGCAACGGUAUAUUAACCUCCAUAUGCAUCAUGAGACUCUAUUCCGUUAAUCACAUCUGCGAGAGUAUCAGCGUUAAGGCUAACAAAAUUAGCGAGACAAUUCAUCAGCUGACAAUUAUUCUGCGAUACGCCGAUAUUCAUCAGGAGCUUUGCCAAUUAAUUUUGCAAACGAUGCAUCAUCCACUGAAGUUCACCGGUCUGAAGCUUUUUUGUUUUGGCAGCAAGUUACUCUGGAAGUUUUGCACGGUGGUUGCAACUUUCGUGAUGCUCACAGUGCAAUGGUCUCCAGAGUUACAGGAGUAUAAUGAUCCGCGGUCGAAGAUAAACAACAAUAUUUCGAAAGAGCUAUUCUAAUGAGGACGUAAGAAUGUGUAAAAAUCACUUUUUACGAUCGUGCUCUAAUUAGGAAUGACAUAAUAUUCAUCCUGUCACCAAUCCUGUAUCGCAG
Messenger RNA from Odontomachus brunneus, 1699 nucleotides. RefSeq lists its product as uncharacterized. The transcript has 9 exons. Gene Ontology annotation, cellular component: dendrite; membrane; neuronal cell body. Bases 1 to 1605 code for a protein of 534 amino acids. NCBI's taxonomy places the organism in Eukaryota, Metazoa, Arthropoda, Insecta, Hymenoptera, Formicidae. The record is from RefSeq and is a predicted model, not a curated record. Gene Ontology annotation, biological process: sensory perception of taste.